Messenger RNA from Podarcis muralis (Common wall lizard), 6828 nucleotides. RefSeq names its product LIM homeobox 9 (gene LHX9). Gene Ontology annotation, cellular component: nucleus. Lineage: Eukaryota; Metazoa; Chordata; Lepidosauria; Squamata; Lacertidae. Gene Ontology annotation, biological process: neuron differentiation; regulation of transcription by RNA polymerase II. The record is from RefSeq and is a predicted model, not a curated record. Gene Ontology annotation, molecular function: DNA-binding transcription factor activity, RNA polymerase II-specific; RNA polymerase II transcription regulatory region sequence-specific DNA binding.
AGACGUUUGGCAGCUCCCUUCAUCCCUCGUUUCCAAUCACGCUCUUGGCUCCCUCGUUUUUCUUUACCGCAAAGUCUCCCUCACCUGAUCACUGAUGGAGUGCUAAGCAGGCAGACCUCGCAGCUUUGCGAAUACUGGCAGGAAGGCGCCUUCUCCUUGCGCCACGAGGCGGGGGGCAGCCCCGCAAGAGACCCUCCUCCUCCUCCUCCUCCUCCUGCUCGCCGUCCGUCCGUCCCGCCUCGCCUGCCUUCCGGGCCCGGAGCCGCGACGCUGCUUCCCCGCGGGCUGUCUCGCCUCUUCUGCCGCCGCCGCCGCCGCCGCCUCCCGGCGCUUCGGAUGCUGUAGCCCAAGACUCUGGGGCCUGUAUAUGGAAAUAGUGGGGUGUCGAGCCGGGAACCGCUUGCCCUUCCGCUCCCCAGCCAUGCUUUUCCACGGCAUCUCCGGAGGCCACAUCCAAGGCAUCAUGGAGGAGAUGGAGAGGAGGUCCAAGACCGAGUCGCGCCUGGCCAAAGGCGCCCAGAUGAACGGCCGGGAAGCGAAUAUGCCCCCGCUGAGCCCGGAGAAGCCUGCCUUGUGCGCCGGCUGCGGAGGGAAGAUCUCCGACAGAUACUACCUGCUGGCGGUGGACAAGCAGUGGCACCUGCGGUGUCUUAAGUGCUGUGAAUGUAAACUGGCGCUGGAGUCCGAGCUCACCUGCUUCGCCAAGGACGGCAGCAUUUACUGCAAGGAGGAUUAUUACAGAAGGUUCUCCGUGCAGCGCUGUGCCCGCUGCCACCUGGGCAUCUCGGCCUCGGAGAUGGUGAUGCGCGCCCGGGACUCGGUGUACCACCUGAGCUGUUUCACCUGCACCACGUGCAACAAGACGCUGACGACGGGCGACCACUUCGGCAUGAAGGACAACGUGGUCUACUGCCGGGCGCACUUCGAGAGCCUGCUGCAGGGCACCGAUCCUGCCUCCUACCCGCCUCCGCAGCUGAGCUACACCGAGCUGGCGGCCAAGGGAGGAGGCCUGGCGCUGCCUUACUUCAACGGCACCGGCACGGUCCAGAAAGGCCGGCCCAGGAAGAGGAAGAGCCCGGCCUUGGGCGUGGACCUCGUCAGUUACAAUUCAGGUUGCAAUGAGAACGAGGCAGACCACCUGGACAGAGACCAGCAGCCUUAUCCCCCAUCUCAGAAGACCAAGCGCAUGCGCACUUCUUUCAAGCACCACCAGCUCCGCACCAUGAAGUCCUACUUUGCUAUUAACCACAACCCAGAUGCCAAGGACCUCAAGCAGCUUGCCCAGAAGACGGGCCUAACUAAGAGAGUUCUGCAGGUUUGGUUCCAAAACGCACGAGCCAAAUUCAGAAGGAACCUUUUGCGGCAGGAGAAUGGGGGUGUUGAUAAAGCUGACGGCACGUCGCUUCCGGCCCCGCCCUCAGCAGACAGCGGCGCUCUCACUCCACCCGGCACUGCGACCACUUUAACAGACCUGACCAAUCCCACUAUCACUGUAGUGUCAUCAGUGACCUCUAACUUGGACAGCCACGAUUCCGGAAGCCCCUCACAAACUACCUUAACAAACCUUUUCUAACAUUUGACUUUUAAAAAAAGAGAAAUAUUCUUACUUUUUUCUUCUUCUUCUUCUUUCUCCAUUAUUAUUAUAAUUAUAUUAUUAAUAAUAUUAUUUGCAAGACUUUUUAUUUUUUGAAAGAAAAACAAACCCACAAAAUGUUUGGGGAAAACCAGCUUGGUCGGUAGCAUCUGCAGCCACUUGGUAAAUGAGUUUGCAGUAACAGACUUCUGUUCUACAACUACGUAUUCUUUGUCUCUAAAUUGUCUUGGAAUUUUUUUUAAAACCACUGCCUAAUUAAAGGGAAACUAUUGAAUCAUUCUAUUAAGUGCCUCUUAAAAUUGUAUGUUCCUUAUUUCCAGAUUUUUUUUUAUGGGGGUGGGUGAAUGGUUACCAUGGAAGUCAGAAAAUUGUGUUAUUUAAAAAAAAGGCAUGGAUUGUUAUCCUCAAGCUUAUCCUUAAAGAACAUAUAAACAUGUCAGAAAUUCCUGUCGGUCAAAUAAGGUUGAGGUGUUUUGGUGCCUGAGAAAGAAAGUCUGGCAGUAAAGGUCAGCAAAUUCAGCACCCCCAAAUCUGCCACCUGAGGCAGUUGUUCCCUUCUGCCACAUAACAGGGCUAGGCCUCCCAUUGACAUCAGCUGAACAUAAUUCUAUGUAAAUGAGGAUAGGUCACACCGUCCAUUUAAAGCACAUGACUUUCCCCAGAGAAUCCUGGAGACUGCAAUUCAUUAAAGGUGCUGGGAACUGUAGCUCUGUGAGAGGUAAAUUACAGUUCCCAGGUUUCUUGCGGUGGUGGGGAACUGACUGUUACAGUGGUAUAAAUGUGCUUUCAAUGUAUGGUAUGCACGUGGUCCAACUUGCAGCCUUAAAAGCUGCCUCUGAAUUGGAGAUAGGGAACCUGUGGCCCUCCAGGUGUUGUUUGGACUGCAGCUAGGGCUGAUGGGAGUUGGAGUUCAACAACUUCUGCUCUAAAUCUGACUCAUUUACAAAAGUGCAGACAGGUAGCUUCUGCAAUUAAAAUAGAUGUCAGGAGUAUAUACCUCUUAACAGUUUGCAAGUCACAAUGGCAUGUGUGACGGCUGAGCUUAUGUCAGAUAUUCUCCUCUUUCCUCUUUGGUCCAUGGUGGCUCACUUUUCCAACUCAUUUGCCAGAUGUACCAGAGUGGUGGUGUGUGCUGACUUGCCAACCCGGCAGGCAGCUGACAGAUAGUGCUGUCCAAAGAGAGCCACCGAAGGCGGAAGGGGAAAGUAGCUACUGCAUAGGAUGUGAACUGGGGUGCAGACAGAUGACUAGGUACUAGAGAGUCAAUACUCACAGAGAGUUCUUUCACCCUGAGGUCAUCUCCAUAUUACUUGGAAUAAUGAUUCCUUCCACCCUGCCUCAGGUACAGGGCUAUGGUAAGAGAUCUGGGUCUGCCUUCCCCCUCAAACAUGGGGAUAUCAAGAAUCCUGGAGGUAGGGCUGGUUUGCAAGUAAACAUGGGUCUCAACCCUUCAAAUACCACCAUCUGCACCUUGACUUGUAGAUGGUCUGUGCUUUUAAUAUCCUGAGGUCAGUAUGUCCUCACUCUGGCCUAGUCUUCUGUGGCCAGUCAGGUUUUUUUUUAGUAUAAAACACUGUGGCCAUUUUCAAUCAACACCAGUAUAUCACCACUGAAAGAUUGUAUGGGAACAACUUUAAGUUUUAGGUUCCUAAUCCUCAUUUUGUAGCAGGGGCAACUUAAGUGAUGCCCUCCAGAGAUUGAUGGGACAGCAUCAGCCACCAUCAGUUGAUGGGAGCUGGGGUCCAAAAACAUAUAUAGGUCACCAAUGCUGGCUAUUAUUUUAUGAUCAGGACAUUUAAAUUUUGUUGCUUUUUAUUUUCUAUGCAGACAAAACCCUUGUAAGAUUUUUGUUAAUGCAUAACAGUAGGGGUUUUUGUUUUGUUUAAUUGAAGUUUGCACAGUUAUUAUCAGGCCUAAUGUAGGUGAAUUAGGAAAUCAGAUGGGGAAAGUGUGUCCUGGGUAGGGUGGAGUAUAAAUCCAAGAAACUACGAAAUCAAGUCUUCACAUAUUAGCAGUCACUGGUGGGAAGUCCUACACACUUUCUUAGAUGGAUGGUUGGGUCCAGCUCAGGUCACUAGCUAGUGACUUGAAGGCCAGAUCCAAUUUCCCACUACCACAUUUUCAUCAAGAAUUUGUAGAAAGUUCCCCUAGAAGGAAGUGACAAUUUGUUUUCAGAAGUUGUGUCUGUGUGAGAAAGACUCCACAGUUCAAUUAUACAACUCUUUGGUAUGUUUAAAACCCCAGCUGAGUUUACGCACUUCAUAGCUGUGAAGUUCCUACUGCUUAGACAGCACCAACUUGACUUUCUUCUAACAUACCCAUUUUAGAUGCAACUCCCCCUGAUUCUAUGCACACUUGGGAAUAUUCCUAAUUCAGAUGAGUGGGAUUUACUUUGGAGCCACAAGAGCAAACUCCUAGGGGGCAGUGUGUGUGUGUCUUUGCCCUCCAUAAAAUAUUUGAGGGCCCCCCCCCAUUGAUGGGCAUUGCCAUUCAAAUGGUGUGUGUGCACUGUGGCAUGUGAUCAAUUAUUCUGGGCAGAGCUAACCCCCCCCCAAUAUUUUAUUCAAGUUGGCACCCAUGUUUGGAGCAAACAAAUAUCCGAUCAAGAUUUCAUUGAUUUAGAAUGGAACAAGUAAUUGGCGCACUCCACACAAAACUAAACACUUUGGGUCCCAUUGAUUUCAGCAAGAGAGUUAAAUCUGUCUCCCACAGAACUACUAGGAGUCUUUAUUGGGUUUAGCUUUGGCUGGAUCACUCCUAAAGUGUUUAAAAUUGGAGGGCCAGUGAAUAGAGCUUGAAUCAUCUGGGUAGUUUGAGGACAAUAUUUCUUCAUAGCAAGCCUGGGUAUUAUAAAAAGGGCUAUAGUCCUCUAUAUGCUUGCUUUGGGCUAGUUCCAUUGAAAUGAAUUAGCUUGCUCUGGGUUAAGAGGCUUGGGGAUGGCGGCUAAACAAUUGAAUAUUGAAACGUUUCUGAGCUGCGUUUUUCUCCUGCUCCUGAAAUCCAGCAUACAUGAAACACUUUUAGGUUUUAAUGGGACUGGCUGGAACAUACCUGAGAUCAGGGAGGAGGUGCUGUUGGUUUUUCUUUUACAAAAUCACAAACACAAUUCUGGCUCGAAUGUUCCUACCCACUAUUAAGGUAACAGAUGGAAAUAAGCAAAAUAUAAUUUCUUAAGACGUUUAAAAGCUGAUUCCAGUAUCUUGUAUUCAUUGCUGUCUUGAGCAUCCUUCUGAUUUUUUUCCCAUGAGAUGGUGUCUGUCUGCCACGUUAAUGUAUUAACUUCAAAAGGCACAAACCAGCAAAUGUAAGACUGCAGCUGUAUGCUUGCCUAGAAGUCAGCCCACUUGAACUUAGUGGAGCUUACUUCCAAGUAAACAUGCACCAGACCUGGUUAAACAAGGCCCAUUAAAAUCAACAGAACUUCGGCUAGUUGUUACUAAGUUCUGUUCCGUGGCUUCCAAAGGAGCGAGAAUCAUGGCAAACUUUUGCUAAACGGUGCCCUCUACAAAUCAUCAGUUCAUAUCUCUAUACGUGUGUAUACUUGUAUUUAUAUAAUAAACACACUACCAUGUACAUUGAUAGACACACUGGCAACAUAUCCAAGCAUGUUGAACCCAUUUAAAUUAAAGGGCUCUGUGCUAAAUCUAGCCUUUUCCCUUAAAAAAUAAUGUAGAAGAAGAGAAAAUGCAUUGGGGGGGGGAACCCCUAGGGAUUUAAAGCUGGCAAUCAUUGAAGCUGCCAAACUCAGAAGCCUUGUGGAUGCAUUGCUAAUUGGAAAUACCUUUCCUAGUUUACAUUUGCAAGUGUUUGUUUUUAUUUUAUUUUUUUAAUUUAAGCUAAAAGUCUGAAUGGUCUGGGCAGUGGUGAAUGUUCAUUUGUAUCCUUUAUUCCAGUAACCCCCUAAUUAGACACGGGAGACACUCCAGAACCAAACCAAAAUCCGCCAAGAAGAUAUUGCUUUGGGUGGAUUGUUAAGAUUAACAUUUGCACAAGUACUUUGGAUUUUACCCCUUCCUCCUCCUCCAAACCUCCCUUCAGUAGAAUCUCCUUUUUCAUUUUAAAUAUUAUUUUUUGGUAUUAAAAGAAAGGAAUUCUUUUUGUUGUUUUCUACUAAUGCGUGGAUACAUACUGACACUUCACUGCCCACAUUAAAGUGCAUUAUUGUAACUUUUGCUCAGGGUUUUUAGAAAAUUAGCACAGAAAAGUAGCUUAUUUUUUAAAAAAAACAAUGGAAGAGAUGUUAACACUGUAACAGAGGAAAAUGUGUCUUUGUCGUUAUAUAUUUAGCAAGUGUGGUCAUCAUCUUCUAGAACGCUUAAGGCUUGCUGACCUGAAGCGUGUUUAGAUGGAAGUAAGUUCAAAUGACUUGAGUGGAAUUUACUUCCAAGUUGAUACAUUUAGGAUUGAGGUGCCAACCUUGGACGUUUCCUGUUUCUCUUACCUUAUGGGCAUUUACCACUAACCAGACCAAACAACCUUGGAGAGGCUGAGAUCUUUAUUAAUACACUUUUACAGGUACAAAAAAAAAUAUUGAUACUUAUAAAUUUUGUUCUUUGACAGAACAACUAUAUGGUACUAUAGAUCUACUUUAUUAAGUAGACUAAUUAUAACUCAGUUCUACAAUGUGCCUUAUGCGAUAACUUGGGAGUAAGCUUGUGGGGGAAAAAAUCAGGAUAUAUAUGUGUUGUUUGUUAAAUUAACUGUUUUAAGCCCUUUUGACACCUCACUAGUUUUGUACUGUUUUACCUCUUAUUUCUGAAACUCUUUUUAUGGUGUAUAUCCUGGUAGAGGGGACAAACAUGUCAUAGAAAGCAGUUGUGCACUCUUUCGGAUAUAGUUGAUAAAUUCAAUAAUCUUAUAUAUUGAGCUUCGUGUUUCUAGUACAGUUAAGUGGUCUAGCAAACUUGUCCAUGUUUCUUUGUUUUAUUGAGAAAUGCAUUGUAUAGAAACUAUUUCCCCUAAAUAUUUAUGGACCAAACAAUUGUGAUAUAUCCUAUUAAAUUUGUGUGAAUAAACCAUUUUGAAUUGAAGGAGUUUUAUUUACCAUCAAUUUUUGUCUUCAUCUUUUUUUUUAAUGGAGUCUUACCCAUGGCAGUGUGUUGUGUUGCUUUUACUGUAUGUGUGAGUGUGUGAUGGUGGACACAGUAAUCUUAGUGCUAUAUUAAAACAGGAUUUAUUUUAAAGUUUUUGCUUCCUAGUACAUAUCCAUGAUGAAAUUUCAGAGGUUUUUAUUU